Molecule: messenger RNA, 1826 nt
Organism: Macrobrachium nipponense
Lineage: Eukaryota; Metazoa; Arthropoda; Malacostraca; Decapoda; Palaemonidae
Product: sialin-like
Exons: 7
Coding region: 262-1629 (455 amino acids)
Biological process (GO): monoatomic anion transport; transmembrane transport
Cellular component (GO): membrane
Molecular function (GO): transmembrane transporter activity
Source: RefSeq, a predicted model, not a curated record
AAUUUGAUAUCUGUGGCUAGUAUUCGUUGCUAUACCUUCAGACGUAAGUGGCUUCCAGGCAGUUCGCCCUGAUCCGUAUACAGAUCCCCUUAGAUGACCAAAGCUGAGUUUCACGCUUCUCUGCGCCUUUACGAUCAAGACUCUUUAAGGAAAUGCACUUGAAAAACAUGGGACUAAAGAAAGAACCCUAAAAAUAAUAAUCAACUGCAAGAAAACAUCAAGAUAGUGGAGCGAAUAAGUAACACAGAAAGCGUCUUUCAGAUGGAACCGGAGUUAAAAAACUCUACAGCUGCUUUGAAGGAAAUAGGGUUGGGACUCACAAACGCCGGAUUUGAGAAUGAUGAAGGGAGACCCGAUAAUGAUUCUCCUGUCUCUUUGGAAAAUGUCAAAAGAAAUAUUGCGAUAACGCUUCCAAAUAAUGAAAACCUCCGGUGUGGAAAUGCGUCAACUAUAAAUGAAAAAGAACAAGAAAGGUGGGGUUGCCGUCACACUUUAGCUGCAAUGAGCUUCCUCGGGUUACUCGUUUCGUACAUCAUGCGAGUCAACUUCUCCAUCGCCAUCGUUGCCAUGGUGGGCACCAGGGCCAAAAAUGUCACCUCUUUCGUUCAUCACAAUCACAGCGAAGGUUUCCCAGACCCACAGAAUCAAGAGUUGAAAGACAAUCAGCAAACUCUUGCUAGCAUGGAAUUCAACUGGGAUGAGAAAAUGCAGGGUAUUUUAUUGGGAGCAUUCUACUGGGGGUACACAGCCACCCUCCUGAUAGCAGGUCGAACAGCAGAACGUUAUGGUGGUCGUCUUAUAUUUGGCUGGAGCCUUGUCAUCUGCUCUGUCAUUAAUAUUUUGACUCCUUUUUGUGCCCGCACCUCUACAGUACUCCUGGUUGUCGUGAGGUUGUUGAGUGGAGCAGCUCAGGUACGUUCAAUACCUUGGAAAGACAUAGCAAAGUCUCUGCCUUUUUGGUCGAUUGUUGCAGCAAGUUUUGGAUACAGCUUUGGUUUCUAUACUCUACUAAGUGGUCUCCCUUUGUACUUUUCUAAUAUACUCUUAUUUGACUUAAAAGAGAAUGGAUUAUUAUCAGCUUUGCCUUAUGCUAGUAUGACCAUCAUGAUUUUCUUAUGGGGAAUCUUGAUGGACUUAUGCACACAGAGAAGUAUAAUCUCUAUUAAAGCCACCAGAAAGCUAUCAACAGGAGUAGGUGGUUAUGGACCUAUGAUAGGACUCGUCACCAUGUACUUCGUGGGACAAGACACCUUAUCAGCACUUGGGAUUUUAUGCAUGGCAGUGAUCCUUUCAGGCACGAGUUUCUGUGGUUACCCAGUCUCUAACCAAGACAUCGCCCCAAAUCUGUCAGGGACACUGGUGGGAUUGACAAACACCGUAGGAGCAUCCACUGGAUUCUUGGCUCCAGGAAUCAUGGGUCUUAUCACUCAAGGAAACCAAAACCUGGAUGCAUGGAGACUUGUUUUCCUUAUUUCGUCUGCUGUUUUAUUCGUCAGCACAACAUUCUACGUGGUUUUUGCAACAAACCAAAUCCAACCUUGGAAUGCAGUUGACUAUAAUUCUACACGCAAGAAACAAGAUUCAGAGGCACCGGGUGGAAAAGCAGAUACAGUACUACAGAAAUAUUAAAAAAUCUGAAGAUAAAACAAUAAUAAUGAAAGCAACUGUAAAUAUAAUAUUGCAAGCUAUAAAGAAAACCCGUUUUGUUUUUUUACUGCAUAUGUACAUGGUUUAAGAAAAGUAAGUGUAGGAAUAAUCAGAAAAAUAAAUGAAAAAUCAAUGAUAAUAAAAAAUUAUUAUAGAAUUUUCCCAUUAUCUCAGGUUUU